Molecule: messenger RNA, 594 nt
Organism: Coffea arabica (coffee)
Lineage: Eukaryota; Viridiplantae; Streptophyta; Magnoliopsida; Gentianales; Rubiaceae
Source: RefSeq, a predicted model, not a curated record
AUGGAUCUUGAUUUGGCGCUUCGUGAGAAUGAACCACCCAUUUCCAUGGAUUCUAGUUUGUCAAAUAAAAAGGCUGCUUAUGAGCAGUGGGAGCAAUCUAAUCGCUUAAGUUUGACGCUCAUUAAGUCACAUAUCAAUCAAAGCAUUAGGGGUUCAAUCCCUGAUUGUGACAGAGUCAAAGCUUACGCGAAAGCAAUUGAUGAACAAUUUGUAAGUUCUGACAAGGCUUUGGCUAGCAUCCUUAUGAAGAAAUUUGCAAGCAUGACACUUGACAAAAGUAGGAGUGUGCACAAGCAAAUUAUAGAAAUAAGGGAUAUUGUAGCUAAACUAAAGUCCCUUAAAGUUGAGAUUUCUGAAUCAUUUCUUGUGCAUUUCAUUCUCAACUCUUUUCUAUCGGAAUAUACUCCAUUGAAGAUCUCUUAUAACACACAUAAAGACAAAUGGUCAAUUAAUGAACUCUUGACCAUGUGUGUUCAAGAGGAGAAGAGAUUGAAACAUGAGACACUAGAAAGUGUUCAUCUUAUGACUCAUGGUAAAGGAAAUACAAAGAAAGGAAAAGGCAAGAAUGUUCUUAUGAGAAAAAGAUGGCAAUAA